Molecule: messenger RNA, 4344 nt
Organism: Lutra lutra (Eurasian river otter)
Lineage: Eukaryota; Metazoa; Chordata; Mammalia; Carnivora; Mustelidae
Gene: MKRN3
Product: makorin ring finger protein 3
Exons: 2
Coding region: 83-1369 (428 amino acids)
Biological process (GO): protein polyubiquitination
Molecular function (GO): metal ion binding; ubiquitin protein ligase activity
Source: RefSeq, a predicted model, not a curated record
CGGCUCCGGCUCUCUGGGCCUCAAGCCGAAAGGAAGAGACACCGGAGAAGUUCCGGUACCCUCUGGGGUAGAAGAAGCUGCCAUGGAAGAGCCUGCAGCUCCCUCUGAAGCCUCUGAGGCACCUGGGGCAUCUGCGGGUGCCGAGGCAGCCGGGGAGGGUGCAUCUGGGCCUUCCCUCCGCACGCGCCCGGUCUUCCGGCAAUUUUCAGCUGCAGGUCCGGCCCCCCUCCGUGCGUCACGUCUGAGGCCUGCCCAGGCUGCAGGGGGAGGGGCUGGGCUCAGUCUCCUGCCGGGCCGCAGUGGUGGCAGCUGGACGAAGCAAGUCACCUGCAGGUAUUAUCUGCAUGGGCUUUGCAAGGAGGGGGAGAACUGUCGUUACUCUCAUGACCUCUCGGGCCGGCAGGUGGCCAGGGAGGGCCCUGGUCCUGCAGACCAAGGCCCUAGCACGGCUGCGCAAGCUGAGACCCUUCCUCAGGAAGUGGCGGAAGCCCCUCCCGCUGCAUCCUCUUUCUCCUUGCCUGUGAUUGGCUUGGCUGUUGAAGGGGGUUCCUUUGAAGCUGGGAGAGACAAUGCAGGCCUUGAAGCCGCUGGAGGAGCAGGUGCGGAAGGCUGGGAGAAUGCCAUUGAGUUUGUUCCUGGGCAACCUUACCGGGGCCGCAUGUUCCCUAUUGUUCCCAGCGCUCCUCCACAGAGCUCAGUGACUGAGAGGGAACAGAUUGCAGUGGGCAGGGGGCCGCCGCUUUGCCGGGAUGCUGCAAUGGGGCAGUGCUUUCGUGGGGAGAGCUGCAUGUAUCUCCAUGGAGAGAUAUGCGAUAUGUGUGGGCGUCAGGUCUUGCACCCUCUGGAUCCUGUGCAGAGGGAACACCAUAUAAAGGCUUGCAUUGAAGCACACGAGGAGGAUAUGGAACUCUCGUUUGCAGUGCAACGAAGUAUGGACAAAGUGUGUGGCAUCUGCAUGGAGGUUGUCUAUGAGAAAGCCAACCCCAGUGAUUGCCGCUUUGGCAUCCUCUCCAACUGCAACCACACCUACUGUCUUAAGUGUAUCCGCAGGUGGAGGACUGACAAACAGUUUGGCAACAGGAUCGUCAAGUCCUGUCCACAGUGCAGGGUCACCUCCAACUUUGUCAUUCCCAGUGAGUUCUGGGUGGAGGAGGAGGAAGAGAAGCAGAAACUUAUUCAGCAGUACAAGGAGGCAAUGAGCAACAAGACUUGCAGGUAUUUUGCUGAAAGCAGGGGUUUCUGCCCAUUUGGAGAGAACUGUUUUUACAAGCACGCAGACCCUGAGGGCCCGGGAGAGGAUCCUCAGAGGCAGGGUGCUGGGGAAUCCGGUGCUCACUGCAGUCAACUUUUGGAGCCUACUCAGGAUUGACUCAGUUCUAGUCUAGUGUUUACAGAAUUUCCACACUCAUUUUGAAGUCCCUCAAGAAUAAAUGUGACAGGGUGAAGGGAGAAGUCUUAACUGAACAAGGAGCUUUUUUGCUACUACAGCCUUAAGAAAUGGACCCUCGCAGGGCCUUUGUGGUACAACUGCUCAUCUUUGUUGUUUACAUGUCUGUUUCUUCCCUCAUUCCCCUUCAAGUGCACUCUUGAACAUGUGGUUACUUUGUGGUUUUGUGUUUUACUUGACCAGAACCAGGUGUGUAUGUUUACAUGUUUUUAUCCUGUGAAGCUUGAUGUGAAAUUAUUUAUAUUUGAAAGUAUAUAUUUAAUAAUUAUGUGUAUGGAUAUAAAUAUGUAUAAAAGUUCUAUCAUUGAAAAUAUAUAUAAAAGAUACACCAUCAUAUAAUAUAGUAUCUGGAAGAGCUGGAAGCUGACGGUGGAAAGCUAAUAGGAUUUGCUGUUGUGUUGAGUGUGAGGUGUGUAAAUAAUCAUUCUGUCCUUUUUGCAGGCUCAGUGGUUAGCAUCUAAUGAAAACAUAUUCAAGUGGCUGUGAUCAGUUGUAGCAGACACAGAUAAAGCAUUUACAAAUUAAGACAUUGGUAAUUCCUAUGAUGGCAUUAAUAGCUCACUGUGCUAUUAUACAUACAGAAAUGUGUGUUCUCAUGCUGUUUAGCACAGUAUCAUUAUUCCUUAUAACAACACAAUUAGUCCUAAACUCAGAUAAAUAGUUCCUUGUGUUCAAUAUUUUGUGUUAUCUCUAGAAAUUAAAAAAGGGGGCUUUUGACAAAAGUUUUCAAUAUAUAAGUGACAAGAUUGUGAAAGAUAGUAGAAUAACAAAAGUAUUGAAACCAGUUGUAAUAUAAGAAUGGAAAGAUUAAAAAAGUGAAAUAUCUAAAGGGACAAAAACUAAAUACAGUAGUGAUCAUAAGAAUAUAACACAUUAUGCUAUCAGGUUAAAUGGAUAUGGCUUAAAAACUAACACUCCAAGAUUAUCAGGCUUGAUUAAAAUUAAAAUUAAAUCAUAAGCUGUUUAAAAUACACAGCUACAACAUAAGAAUUCAGAAACAUUAAAAGUAAUAGGAUGAAAAAAUUAAGUAGCAAUCCUGUGACUUCUGCAAUAGAUGAAGUUGAUAUUAAGGAUAAACACAUUGCUGGAGAUAAAGUUAGUAUAUAAACAUUAAAUUAUAAUUUACCUGGAAGAUAGAACUUUUCCAAUUUGUAUUCAUUUAAUAACACAGCAUCAGAUAUACAAAUAAAUAAUUGAUAAGAAAAAUACAAAAUUUAAGUGGAUAGUUUUCAUGCAUUUUUUCAUUAACAGAACAAGCAAAUGAAGUAAAUUGAACAGCACAGUUCUCACAGUUUAUCUAAUAUAAAAUGUAUAAUGUUCUGUGUGGAUUAACUGCAAAAAGUUCUUCUUUUGGCUAAGAGAUGAAAACACACCAGAUUUAUGAGUUCCAGGAGAUCCAGACUUCCUGACUAUUCAGCAAAGACAGGGUACAUUUACAGAGUUUGUGCCAUGCACUAACACUCUCCAAAGCACAGAUUUAAUUCUCAGACCAAACUUAUGAAGUACUUGCCAUAAUUUUCUCAUAAUCCUAAUGAGGUAAAUAAGGUAGAGAGGUUAAAUUACUUGCCCAUAUGGCUAUGACCCAUAGGUUUAAAUUAGUGGAACCACAAAUGGAACUCAGUGGUAUAUUUGCAGAACACAGGCACCAUGCUUCCUCUUCCCUCACCUACAUGCCCAGAAUCACCCGGACCAGCUGAAUAUUGUUAAUGGUAACCUGUGUGCAGUCUUUAAGUAUGGAUGGCUCAGCCACAUGGGACAGAUAAAUUAGCUCCUAAGAGAAUGUGGGGGCUAUGGGGCUUUGUCUUUUGUCUUACAGACUCAGAAUUUCUCAGUCCCUUACUCGUAAUAUGCCUCAGCCUCCCAAAUUUUACACUGCCUCUCCCUUCUUACAGGAUUCCCGAUUUUAUUGCUAAGUAUUUCAGUGCAUUUCACUAGCAUCUUUGCCAUAUUUCUUCCGAAUUGAUUCUCUUAUCCAAAGAAUUCACCAGUCAAGAGGCUGUGAAUGCCUCACAAUUACUUUCAUGCGGGAUGAGUGAUUCCAAACAAAAUUCAAACAUGCUGGUUACCCCUGAGGCCACCCCAGGCAUGCAGGGGAAAGAGGGCUCAGAUGAUCAAACGACCAAAGAAAAGGACCAGAUGGGUCUCUCAAAGACUGUACUGACACCAAAGUCUCAUGAGCUUUGAAUAGUAGCUAAGCUGCUAUUAAGGGGGGGGGGGGGUUAAGCUGAGCUUGAAAAGCUUUGAAAACUUUGUCCUAAUCUACAUUACCUAAUGUUCUGAAAUAGCAUGUUUUUAUUCAAAUAGCAUCUUGUAACAAUCAUAAUAAAGUUCAGCAGAUAUAGUAGAACAAGAAUUGGCAGAAGAUAUAGUGGUUUUGGUGACAAUGAAUAGAAUUAGAAUCCUGACUCUGCUUCUUAACAGCCAUGAAGUCUGGAACAAGUUACUUAAAUCUUCUAUACCUCAGUUUUUUUUCUAAUAUGAGAAGUGGGUACAGUACCACCUAUUUUGCAGGGUUGUUAAGAUGAUCAGGUGUAAUCUGGACAAGGAACUUGAAACAUAGAUGGUAUUUUUAAAGUGGCAUGUGUAAAAGUAGUAUUUAUGCAUAUUUGUGACCUCAGAAGAGCUUGUGCAAGAAUUAAUACUCCACGAAGUUUUUUCUCUUCUGAAAUCUUUGGAACUUGUGUUAAAGUUAUUAAAAUUAUUGCUUUAUGAUUUUUUUGUAGCAUGGGGGCACAUUACCUUUAUAGUCAUAAUUUCAAAAGGAUUGAGUAAUUUUUCAACAAAAGUCAUUCAGUUAAAACUAAAAAUGUGCUAUUCUUGAAAUACAGUAAGCAACAAUAAAAAUAUGUAUUAUUUGUGAUUGAUGUCUACAUGAGGAAAAUAAAUAAAAUAAUGUU